Molecule: messenger RNA, 1209 nt
Organism: Fusarium musae
Lineage: Eukaryota; Fungi; Ascomycota; Sordariomycetes; Hypocreales; Nectriaceae
Exons: 1
Coding region: 1-1209 (402 amino acids)
Cellular component (GO): cytoplasm
Molecular function (GO): oxidoreductase activity
Source: RefSeq, a predicted model, not a curated record
AUGUCUCAACCAACUGAAUCAGUCAUCAUCAUCGGCGCCGGAAUUGUUGGUUCAGCCGUAUCUUAUUUUAUCUCCCAAUCUUCAACCCCAAGAGCCAUAACCCUAAUCGACCGUUCAUUCACUAGUCUUCUUGGUUCAUCUGGAAUAGCACCUGGAUUCAUCGGCCAAUUCAAUGAAUCCGAGAUCCUCACCAAACUUGCAAUCGAUACUGUCUCGGAAUACGUCAAAAUUCCCGGUGGUUUCGACAGAGUUGGUGGUUUAGAGAUUGCAUUCCAAGAUGAGGGUAUUCAACGACUCAAAUCGAGAUGUGAGGAUGCGAAUAAGCUUGGGCUUGACGCUAAGAUGUUGAGUAUUAGGGAGGCGCAUCAACUUGCCCCAGAGUUAGUCAAUGAGGAUGGCAAAGGGCAGGCGGUCUUUUUCGAGAGGGAUGGGACAGCAAAUGCCGCGAGAAUAACAACUUGGUAUCAACAAGAGGCAAGGAAGUGUGGAGUCAACUUCGUGGAAGCCGACGUAAAGCAACUCGCCAUCUCGGACGGCCGCGUCACAGGAAUUGAGGUCGCUGAGAACGAGACAUCGCGUCAUCUCACUGCCGAUAAAGUCAUCAUCACAACUGGAAUCUGGACCCAAGGUCUCUCAUCGAACCUCCCAUUCCCUGUCCCCGUCAUCCCCGUCGGUCAUCCCUACAUGCACGCCCAACCUCACGAACCACUUCCUCACAAGAAUUCCUUCGUUCGCUGGCCGGAACAUCAUGUGUACGCUCGCGAUCACGGUGCAAAUUUCGGCAUCGGAAGCUAUGAUCACGCACCCAUUGGAUACAAACCAGAUACUUCGGCUAAAGGAGAAUGGGUUGAUUGGUUCAAGCAACCUCUCGACCUUGCUACAGGUUUACUUCCUCCUGCUGCAGCCCGAGAAUUUCAAAAUGGGAAUUAUUUCAACGGAGUGUUUAGUAUGACGCCGGACAAUAUGCCCCUUGCUGGAAGGGUUCAGUCGGUCGACGGGCUGUUCAUGGCGGUUGCAGUCUGGGUUACGCAUGCCGCUGGUACAGCCAAGUUUCUGACAAGGAUCAUUGAUGGAGAAGAAGUCAGAGGCAAGACAAAAGAGGCUCUUGAUCCUGAGAGAUUUAAGGGACAAGACUUUGCGGAGUUGGAAGAGAAGUCGUUGACGGGCUACAAUUCUAUUUACAAAACCGUUAAGUCAGGCUCGACUUAG